Rotaria sp. Silwood2 is the source of this 651-nucleotide messenger RNA. The record is from the annotation of a GenBank genome assembly. Lineage: Eukaryota; Metazoa; Rotifera; Eurotatoria; Philodinida; Philodinidae.
AUGCUUGACACCCCCGCCCAUAUCCACCCUACGAGUGCAGCUGUCGUCGAUCGUAUACAAAAAAAUCAAAAUGUUACACAAAGAAAUACACAAUUAAUGGAGGCAACAGUCACACGAAAAAGUAAUAAAUUCAAAAGCAAUCUAUUUGUUCAUGUUACACAUGCGGCAAGACUCAAAGGCUUAGCACGUGAAAUUCAUGUGAUACAUGAUAGCCACUUCAAGAACACAAUGUAUGGAGACAUUAGAUUGGUUGUCGGUUAUCGAAACAAUCCAAAUAUAGAAUUUGAACUUUCACGUAAACGACUAUCUUCAUCAUUACUGAAAGAUCCAUUAACAAAGACAACACGUUCUGAUCCAACAUUAUUAUUAUUGGAUUAUUUAACAAUAUCGGGCAGCAAGUUUAAAGAAAUUUUAUUAAUAUCAACGUCAAAUAAUAUUAAUACCGAUGCACUUAUUGAAUUAUUGAAUCAGAAAGAAAUAUUCUUAUUUAUUCGUCAACUUACACAACUCGCCAAUAAAUUAAAUUAUUCUAAAUUACAAAAUGAACAAUGGUCUUACUAUUAUAAUCUUGGCAUGAGAGAAGACAUUUGGAACGGACGAGUAUCGAAAAAAAUGGCCGAUGCUAAUUCAAUACGUUACACAUAUGUUUGA